UGCCCCUGAGCACCUCACCCAGCUCUCUCCUGCCCCAGGGAGCCAUGGCCGAGAAGAUCCUGGUGACCGGCGGCGCUGGCUACAUCGGCAGCCACUGCGUGCUGGAGCUGCUGCAGGCUGGCUACGUCCCCGUGGUCAUAGACAACUUCCACAACGCCAUCCGAGGGGCAGAUGCGCUCCCCGAGAGCCUGCGGCGGGUGCAGCAGAUCGCGCGGCAGCCGGUCCUCUUCCAGGAGCUGGAUAUCACUGACGAGGCAGCGCUGCAGGAGCUCUUCAGCAAGCACUGCUUCUCAGCCGUGAUGCACUUUGCAGGGCUGAAGGCCGUGGGGGAGUCUGUGCAGAAGCCCCUGGAGUACUACAGGGUGAACCUCACCGGCACCAUCCGGCUGCUGGAGACCAUGCAAGCCCACGGCGUGAGGAACAUUGUCUUCAGCAGCUCUGCCACCGUCUAUGGGGACCCCAAGUACCUGCCCCUGGAUGAGAACCACCCGGUGGGAGGCUGCACCAACCCCUACGGCAAAUCCAAGUACUUCAUCGAGGAGAUGAUUCGAGACCUCUGCAGAGCAGAGAGGGACUGGAACGCUGUCCUCCUGCGCUACUUCAACCCCAUCGGCGCCCACGAGUCAGGCAUGAUCGGGGAGGAUCCUCAGGGGAUCCCAAACAACCUCAUGCCCUACGUGGCACAGGUGGCCGUGGGGCGCCGGCAGUUCCUGAGCGUGUUCGGCAACGACUACAAGACAGAGGACGGAACAGGUGUCAGGGAUUACAUCCAUGUGGUGGAUUUGGCCAAGGGCCACAUCGCUGCGCUGAGGAAGCUGAAGGAGAACUGUGGCUGCAAGAUCUACAACCUGGGCACAGGCACUGGCUACUCUGUCCUGCAGAUGGUCCAGGCCAUGGAGAAAGCCUCAGGAAGGGAGAUCAAGUACAAGGUCGUGGGCCGGCGGGAGGGGGAUGUGGCCUCCUGCUACGCCGACCCCGCGCUGGCCGAGCGGGAGCUGGGCUGGAAAGCUGCCUGUGGCCUGGACAAGAUGUGCGAGGACCUGUGGCGGUGGCAGCUGCAGAACCCUACUGGCUUCAGCAAGAACUGAGCCAGGGCCUGGGGGCUUGCCUGGCUACCUGGGGGCUGCUCCAGACCACCUCUGCCUCCCCUCAUGGCCCCAGGGAGGUUGUGAGCAGCCUGGCUGCAGCUCCCUGCCCCCUACAUGGGGCAGAAAGGCAGAAGCCUCCCCAGCCUCUCCUCAUCCCCCCUGAUCCUUUGCAUUACACAGAGCAGAAAGAGAAGGAAGAGCAGAGCCAGGGCCCAGCUGUGGCACCCAGGGGUGAAC
Molecule: messenger RNA, 1325 nt
Organism: Dryobates pubescens (Downy woodpecker)
Lineage: Eukaryota; Metazoa; Chordata; Aves; Piciformes; Picidae
Gene: GALE
Product: UDP-galactose-4-epimerase
Exons: 10
Coding region: 45-1088 (347 amino acids)
Biological process (GO): beta-D-galactose catabolic process via UDP-galactose, Leloir pathway
Cellular component (GO): cytosol
Molecular function (GO): UDP-glucose 4-epimerase activity
Source: RefSeq, a predicted model, not a curated record